This is a messenger RNA of Coffea arabica (coffee), 2095 nucleotides long. RefSeq names its product ubiquinol oxidase 2, mitochondrial. The record is from RefSeq and is a predicted model, not a curated record. Gene Ontology annotation, biological process: alternative respiration. Gene Ontology annotation, molecular function: alternative oxidase activity. NCBI's taxonomy places the organism in Eukaryota, Viridiplantae, Streptophyta, Magnoliopsida, Gentianales, Rubiaceae. Gene Ontology annotation, cellular component: mitochondrion.
UACGCCUCAGAAAUUUCUUUCCAAAGAUCUCGUAAACCUUAAAAACACCAAGAAAUCUUGUUCUUCUCUCUUGAAAGGAAGAUGAUGAGCCGUGGUGCAACAAGGGUUGCCCGGUCGGUGAUCGGCCACAUGGGGCCGCGUUAUUUUUCCGGUGCAGCCAUGGGUCCGCACGACACCAGCUUAGGGAAACUUUUUGCAUGUGGAACCACGGGUUUCUUGCAUGGCAAUCCAGCUAAGCCGUCGGAGAACGUGAUGGUGGCGUGGUUUGGGUAUGGAGGAAUUGGUUCACGCCAGGCGAGCACGUUGGCUUUGGGUGAUAAGAAGGUGGAGGAUGAGGAAGAGGUGAAGGCGGUGAAAAGUGGUGCAGCUGGUGGUGCCACCACCACGGCAGGUGACGGUGGAAAUCGGAAUAAGGUGGUUGUGAGUUACUGGGGUGUUGAACCACCUAAAGUUACCAAAGAAGAUGGUUCUGAGUGGAGCUGGAAUUGCUUUAGGCCCUGGGAGACCUACAAGGCAGACCUGACAAUAGAUCUGGAGAAAAAACAUGUGCCAGUGACAUUCUUGGACAAGUUUGCACUUUGGACCGUCAAGAGCCUUAGGUGGCCUACCGAUUUAUUCUUUCAGAGGAGGUAUGGAUGUCGAGCAAUGAUGUUGGAGACUGUGGCAGCAGUCCCCGGCAUGGUUGGAGGGAUGCUGCUUCACUGCAAGUCAUUGAGGCGAUUUGAACAUAGUGGAGGCUGGAUCAAGGCUCUACUUGAAGAAGCCGAGAAUGAAAGGAUGCACCUCAUGACCUUCAUGGAGGUUUCAAAGCCAAGAUGGUACGAACGUGCACUCGUUUUCGCGGUCCAGGGAGUUUUCUUCAAUGCAUACUUUUUGACAUACAUUCUCUCACCCAAAUUGGCUCAUCGCAUCGUGGGGUACUUGGAAGAGGAAGCAAUUCAUUCCUAUACUGAAUUCCUCAAGGAAUUGGAUAAGGGCACCAUUGAAAAUGUACCUGCGCCUGCUAUUGCUAUUGAUUACUGGCGCAUGCCUCCUGACUCGACUUUGCGCGAUGUUGUUAUGGUUGUCAGGGCUGAUGAGGCUCAUCACCGCGAUGUUAACCACUUUGCAUCGGACAUUCAUUAUCAAGGACAUGAGCUGAGGAAGGCUCCAGCACCACUUGGUUAUCACUGAAGGAAGAGCAGGGUGAUGCCCUGCUCACAAUUUCAAAAUGUUUGGAAAACUACAGAGGCUCAGUAUGUUUCCAAACAAUUAACAUCAAUUUCUGCUGCUUCCGCCGGUAAUUGUAUCUGGUAAGAGAACUGGAAGGAAGCUCGCCGGCAAUAUAUGUCACUUUUCAAGGCACAGAAGAUUUGCAAAAUUGGCAGACUUUUUCCACAAGGAAGAUUCUUGAAUGUGAGGUUGUUUGACCAAUUUGUGCACAAAUUUAGGAAGAAAACUUGAGCACGUUAUAUGGAAUUUCAAUAGGAUUAUCAUUAAAAAAAAUGUUGCAAAGAACUGUUCAAGCUUCCUGAUAAGUUCUGAGGGGAGACAAAGUUGACGACUGGACAGAAUAGUUCUGUCUUACAUCUAUCAGAUAACUCGUCUCUAUUAACCUGAGCCUAAACCAUGAGGAUCUUGCAUGACACACUUGACAUAUUGGAAUCUUGCUUGUUGAUAAAGAUCAGGGGCUUGGUCAAGUCAUGCAGACUGGUUUUUUUGCAAUAUACCAAGGGAAGUGAAAGGAUGUUAUAACGUCCUGUCUUGGCAUAUGUGAAUCUUGUUUGGUGAUGCAUAUUAGGAGCUUGAUUUCUGGGGCUACGUUUGGAUUUGCAAUUUUUUUUUUAGUAUAAACUGUUUUUGUCUUUGUGGGACACAAAUACCAUGAACUAAUAACAAGUUAGUGCACCGUCUUUGUUUCGCAUGUGCUCCUUUUAUUUAGUUAAUAGAGAUCUUAAUCAUAUUAAUAACAGGAUUAGCGUUUAUGCAUUAGAUAUUAUUCGCAUGAGGAAUUUUGGAUUUCUCAGUGCUUCAAAGUCCUCUCAAGUCAUUACUUGAAAUUGUAAGGGGUUUGGAUAUCUAUAAAAACAAAUAUUAUUUCAAAAAAAAAAAAAAA